UUUACGCAACAUAAACAUCCAGCGGAAUUGACCCUUAUGGGCUUCCGCUUUCCCUGAGACUCUCUACUCUGAUCUCAACAUGGCGCUGGCAAAGACCGUCUACAGCCUGCUGUUCCGGAGGACGUCCACCUUCGCUGUCACUAUCAUAGUGGGAGCAGUGUUUUUCGAACGCAUCUUCGACCAAGGUGGUGAUGCUGUGUUUGAGCAGUUGAACCGGGGGAAACUCUGGGACCACAUCAAACACAAAUACGAGGUGAAGGAGGAGUAAGAUGUCCUGCUACUGCAAAGAAGCCCUGCUCAUCUCUAAUGCUCCAUCCUAUCACGCAUCUCUUCCCUGAUUAUGUGGACAAUGUUGGGACGGUCCUCUACUGGACGGCUGCGACCCACCUGGCUGAAGUUUUAUAGACUGGGCAGAACACAACCCAGAUGGAUUCACUGGGCCGGUCAACUUGUCCUCUCUUCUGUCAUAGUUUGUCUUGCUUUCCCUUAUCCCUAAUCGUUUCCAUGACUUGUUAAAUUAAACACACUUGUAAAUCUAA
Messenger RNA from Gadus morhua (Atlantic cod), 539 nucleotides. RefSeq names its product ubiquinol-cytochrome c reductase, complex III subunit X (gene uqcr10). Gene Ontology annotation, biological process: mitochondrial electron transport, ubiquinol to cytochrome c. The coding region runs from base 80 to 268 and encodes 62 amino acids. Gene Ontology annotation, cellular component: respiratory chain complex III. NCBI's taxonomy places the organism in Eukaryota, Metazoa, Chordata, Actinopteri, Gadiformes, Gadidae. The record is from RefSeq and is a predicted model, not a curated record. The transcript has 2 exons.